This is a messenger RNA of Andrographis paniculata, 395 nucleotides long. RefSeq lists its product as uncharacterized. The annotation marks the transcript as partial. Lineage: Eukaryota; Viridiplantae; Streptophyta; Magnoliopsida; Lamiales; Acanthaceae. The transcript has 2 exons. The record is from RefSeq and is a predicted model, not a curated record.
CUCGGAAUAAUAGGCGGAUUGGUUGGCGCCGCUGGCUGCAUCGCUAUCCACACCGCGAAGCAGCAGCUGUUCCAUUCGCCGUCGGUUCAGGUGACGAAGCAGAAGCGAGAGUGCAUUCCGGAGGUGGAUAAUCCCGACGCGGUGAUAAAAUCGGCCAGUAAAUUCGAGAACAAGUCGUUCCUACGGAAAAUCGCGCACAUCCAGGGCAAGGAGAGCAUUCCUCACAGUCGACGUCCGCAAAAUCGGGAAACUGAAACAUUAAAAUCAAUCGGAAUCAACAAAUGAAACGGCGAAUCGUUGGAGCAUCAGAUCACGAUCCGUGGAGAAACGCAUCCAGAUCAACAAUAAACAGAAUAAUCACCGUACCAGGUAAACCGCUCUGCCAUUUUUGAAUA